CAAAACCUGCCAUUUUCUACACUCUUCUAACUUCCCUUUAGCUAAUCAUGCAGUCCCUACUAUCAACUAUCCUCUUAAUUACACUUUUAAUCCCAUCAUUAUUACUAAUUCAGGUUGGUUCGGGUUUUAAUCAUAUAAAUACGUGUAGGUCCUAUUGUGGAAAUAUAUCUAUUGACUACCCAUUUGGGCUCAAAUACGGGUGUGGGCAUCCAGGUUACCGAGAUCUGUUAUAUUGCAUAAAUGAUGUUCUUAUGUUUCAUGUAGCUUCUGGGUCAUACAGAGUUUCAGAUAUUGAUUAUACCUACCAAACACUCACGUUACACGACCCAAAUUUAUCGACAUGCAAAUCGAUCGUGCUUGGGUCUCGAGGUAAUGGGUUUGUGGUCGAGCCAUGGCGGGCUCCGUAUUUGAACCCGGCACCCGAUAAUGCAUUUAUGCUAAUCGGGUGCUCUUCUAAGUCUCCACUCUUCCAAGGACUCCCAAGUUCCAAGCACUUGCCUUGUAGGAACAUUUCAGGUUUGGGUUGUGAAGAUUAUUACAAGUGUCCAGCUUGGGGAUCUAUUGGGCCUACUGAAUUUGGGCUUGUAUAUGGGUCAGGCCCACCCGAAUGUUGUGCAGUGUCGUUUGAUCAACUUGGGCCUAGUCAAGGUGUAAAUCUAACUAAAUUGGAUUGUCAAGGGUAUAGCAGUGCUUAUAGCUUGGCACCCCUAAAAAUUGAUGGGCCACACGAGUGGUUGUAUGGCAUACGUGUGAAGUAUUCAGUUCAAGGACAUGAUGCAUUUUGUAACACGUGUGAGGCAACUCGCGGCACAUGUGGGUAUAAGGGUGAUAAUGAUGACGAAAUUACCGAGUUGUGCUUUUGUGGGAAUUGGAAUUCCACAUCAAAUUGUGACUCCAUUUCAGUUGAAUCAAUGACAGCUUCUGAAACCACUAUGAUGAGGGUCUCACCAUAUGCAAUGUUGAUAGCAGGAUUUGUUAUGUAUAUGAUCUCAUGGACAAAAGGUUGAAUUGAAAUGCAAAUGGCCAAUGGGAGCUUCCUCUUCAAUCCUUUUCAUUUGUACACAUUUCCAAACAACCUUAUACAAGAAAAAGAAAAUGUUUUAAUUUGAAUAGUUUAGAGAAAGUAAAUGGUAAAACCAUACAGAAUCGAAUUUUUUUUUUUUUUUUUUUUUUUUAAGAUUAUAGGUUUGAUUCUCACUUAAGCUAAUAAUUAAUUUAUAAAAAGGUAAAACCUUUGAGAAUUUUGCCAUAGACUUGAUGUGCUAAGAGUAUAUAUGAGCUUGUUAUUCAUAAUGAUUUUAUGGCCUUGUAGAUUGGUCUAUGUUGAUAGACUUGAUGGUGAAAGUGGAUCAAUUCUACAUUUUGUCAUUUGGGAUAAAAUAAAUGGAUGAAAAUAAGUUUAUUAUAAGCAUUAGUAAAAUAUAUUUAAUUUUCGUCCUCAAUUUUGACAUUGAUACUCAUUCCUGUAAUUGAUCUUUCAUUUCUAUUGGAUCUACAUGAUAUAUUUUUAAGUUUUGUUUUAUCCCUAACUAAU
Molecule: messenger RNA, 1534 nt
Organism: Amaranthus tricolor (Joseph's coat)
Lineage: Eukaryota; Viridiplantae; Streptophyta; Magnoliopsida; Caryophyllales; Amaranthaceae
Exons: 3
Coding region: 48-1007 (319 amino acids)
Molecular function (GO): polysaccharide binding
Source: RefSeq, a predicted model, not a curated record